AUGUACGCUGCACAACUCCGUUCGAAAGACGAGAUUCUGGCUAUUCGCGCCGCCGAGCGCCAAUAUGCCAAGCGUGUGCUGCUCGCGCAGGAGACGCUAAAAAUCGUUCGUGAAGAGCUAGCCACGUGCUACCGCGAGAACGGGGUAAACCACAAGACGGCCUGCAAAGGCGUCCGUGAAGAGUACGCCAAGCUCAUUCAGGACCCCACGCACGGUGCUGGCUAUCCGACACCACCGGAGUUUUAG
Molecule: messenger RNA, 246 nt
Organism: Peronospora farinosa
Lineage: Eukaryota; Oomycota; Peronosporomycetes; Peronosporales; Peronosporaceae
Source: the annotation of a GenBank genome assembly